Messenger RNA from Alosa alosa (allis shad), 1018 nucleotides. Its product is annotated as mast cell protease 1A-like. Gene Ontology annotation, molecular function: serine-type endopeptidase activity. Bases 29 to 838 code for a protein of 269 amino acids. The transcript has 5 exons. The record is from RefSeq and is a predicted model, not a curated record. Gene Ontology annotation, biological process: proteolysis. Lineage: Eukaryota; Metazoa; Chordata; Actinopteri; Clupeiformes; Clupeidae.
GUGAGACAGUUUUGUUCGGCCGUGAAGAAUGUUGGUGUUUCUGCUUCUCUCUCAUCUAUCCCUCUCAGGUGCCGUGCAGAGUGGCAUCUUUGGGGGUGGUGAGGCCAAGCCCCACUCCAGACCCUACAUGGCCUCACUGCAGAUUGGAAGAAGUCACUCAUGUGGGGGAGUGCUGAUCAGGGAGGACUUUGUGCUGACUGCUGCACACUGUCUUAACCCCAGUGUUCGCCUAGACAGUGUAGUGCUGGGUGCCCACAACAUCGGUAAAAAGGAGAAGAGCCAACAGCGUAUUGGCAUCUCUGAGUUCAUCCCUCACCCAAACUACCCCAAGAAGAAGCUUAGUGAUGACGACCCCAGGGCUUUCCAUCAUGACAUCAUGCUGCUGAAGCUGCAGACCAAGGCUAAACUGAAGAAGAAAAAAGUUGAGGUGCUGCAGCUCCCUGACAAAGUGGGUGAGAAGAUCCCGGCAGGCGUGCAGUGUGAGGUGGCAGGAUGGGGGAGAAGAUGCUUUGGGAAGCCAGCAGAGAGUGUCCUGUAUGAAGCUAAAGUCAAGCUGGAACAACCAGCAAAGUGCGAAAACAAAUGGGAGGAGUAUUAUGACCAGGCCCAGAUGACCUGCAGUGUCUCUGACGGCAAAGAGGGAUUCUGUCAGGGUGAUUCUGGAGGUCCUCUCAUCUGUGGAAAGGGUAAGGCCAAGAUCCUGUAUGGACUGACCGCCUACAACGAAGAGCCGUGUGACACCACAGAUAAACCAGAAGUCUACAUGAAAGUGCCCCAUUACCUGCCCUGGAUCAAAAAUGUUCUCAGUGCGAAUGAUGCUCUGCAGACAAAAACUUAAUAUUAUUUAAGCAUAAUAUUCAUGAUUGACUUAGAUAUUCCAAACACUCCUUGUUGACCUGCCUGUUGGAUGCUGAUAUCCAUCUAUUCGGUUAUCCAUUCCUUAUCAGUAUAAAGCUAGCCAUUACAUACAAUAUGACAUGAACCAAACGAAUAAAGAAAUGAACCAAGUCAAUAAAGC